Puma concolor (puma) is the source of this 384-nucleotide messenger RNA. RefSeq names its product synuclein gamma (gene SNCG). Lineage: Eukaryota; Metazoa; Chordata; Mammalia; Carnivora; Felidae. Gene Ontology annotation, molecular function: cuprous ion binding. The record is from RefSeq and is a predicted model, not a curated record. Gene Ontology annotation, biological process: chemical synaptic transmission; synapse organization; synaptic vesicle endocytosis. Gene Ontology annotation, cellular component: axon terminus; neuronal cell body; cytoplasm.
AUGGACGUCUUCAAGAAGGGCUUCUCCAUCGCCAAGGAGGGUGUGGUGGGCGCUGUGGAGAAGACCAAGCAAGGGGUGACGGAAGCAGCUGAGAAGACCAAGGAGGGGGUCAUGUAUGUGGGAGCCAAGACCAAGGAGAAUGUUGUGCAGAGUGUGACCUCAGUGGCUGAGAAGACCAAGGAGCAGGCCAAUGCUGUGAGUGAGGCCGUGGUCACCAGCGUCAACACAGUGGCCAUCAAGACGGUGGAGGAGGCAGAGAACAUCGCCAUCACCUCCGGAGUGAUUCGAAAGGAGGACCUGGAGCAACCAGCUCCCUCGCAGGAGGACAAGGCAGCCAAAGCAGAAGAAGAAGUGGCUGAGGAGGCCAAGAGUGGAGGAGACUAG